CUUUUUGUCCCACCCCCAAUAGGGUAUUCACACUCAUCUUCUUCCACAUUCCUGACACCCUUCUCUUCGCUGCUACCGCGUCGUAGAGAUUACAUAGACUCGAUAGACUGUACGAGAGUUUGAUUCAUAAAAAAAAGUCAUAAAACCCAUCAAAACCAUCACCUUGUUAAACUUACUCCAUGAUGGCCCCUGCUGUUGCCGCCACCACCGACGCGCCUCUCAAAGCGGGAAGCUUUGACGUCGCUCCCGUCUUCGUCUCUGACAAGGCCACCCGUGACGAGGCAGCUCUUGCUCUCGUUGCCGCUGCUAAGAAGGGCGGUGUUGAUUUCUUUGCUUCUGUUGGUUUCAACGACGCUGUUGUCAAGGCUCUCACCGACAAGAAAUCUCCUGGUGUUCGCGAGGCCGCUUGCAGUGCCAUAUCUACUUUAUGCGAGAACGGCGUAGCUAUCCUCCUUGAACCCUAUGUCGUCUCUUCCGAGCCUAACACUCCUUUUCCCGUUCUUUUGGAAACUUUCGCCGACAAGAUUCCCGCUGUCAAAGAUGCCGCCGUCGCCGCCAUCAAGGCCAUUGUUCAAUCUAUGAACCCAUGGGCUACCUUUGUUUUGCUGCCUGCUCUUCUUGAACAAGUCAAGACUGCUGGCAAAUGGCAAAUCAAGGCAGGGUGUCUCGAUGUCCUUCAACAGCUCAUCGUUUCCGCCCCGUCACAGAUGGGUAUGGCCAUGCCUGAUCUCGUGCCUGUGUUGGCUGUUGCCGUGUGGGACACCAAGGCAGAUGUCAAAAAGGCUGCCAAAGUGACUCUGGAGAAGGCUACCGCAUUGGUCGAGAACAAAGAUAUAGAAAAAUUCAUCCCAGCCCUGGUCAAGUCCCUUCUCAACCCCAUCGAAGAGGUCCCAAAGACCAUCAACCUUCUCGCCGCUACAACCUUCGUUUCUGAGGUUACUGCUCCUACCAUCUCUCUCAUUGCUCCUCUGCUCAUUAGAGGCUUAGAUGAACGUGCGACCGCUAUCAAACGUAAAGUCUCCGUUAUCGCCGACAACAUGUCCAAGCUCGUCGGCUCCGAAUACGUUGUUCGUCCAUUCCUUCCUGCACUUCUCCCUCGCUUGAUCAAAACUGCCGAAACCAUCGCCGAUCCCGAGGCUCGCUCAGUUGCCAACCGGGCUAUCGCAACAUUGCGCAGAAUCGGUAAAGUACCCGAGACCUCUGACGGUACCGACCUUCCCCCUCUCAAGAUCGCUCAAGGUCCUGAUCUUGCCACCAACCUCGUAGCUUUGAUCAAGAAGCAGGGCGGCGUGUCUGUGGAACAGACCAAUCCUGCUCUUUUGUAUUCCGGUGUACUGGCUGCGUCCCUCGUCAAUGCUCACAACUUUGAGCAACGCGCUUGGGAAGCGACUCUCCCUCGUUACAUCGAGCUCGCCGUGCCCAAAUUCGAGUCUGGUCCCGUGGUGCGUGAGCUGCUGCAGAAGAAGGCAGAUGAACAGGAAACCACCGAGCUCAAGUUUGACGACGAGGAGGAGGGCGAAGAUCUGUGUAACAUUGCCCAGUUCAAUCUGGCGUAUGGCGCUAAGAUCCUCCUUCACCACGCCUCUAUGCGACUCAAGCGUGGUCAUCGUUACGGUCUUCUUGGUCGUAACGGUACCGGUAAAUCGACGCUCAUGAACGCCAUCGUCAACAACCAGCUCGACGGCUUCCCUCCUCCCACUGAGGUUCGUACUUUCUACGUCCAACAUGACAUCGACGGUUCAGAGGAAGACAUUUCCAUCAUUGACUGGGUGAUGGCAGACAAGCGUCUGCUAGGGACUCCCGAGGAGCAAAAGAAGACUCUCGAGUCUGUCGGGUUCGACGAAGCCAAGCAAAAGAACUCUAUCGGUUCGCUUUCUGGUGGUUGGAAGAUGAAGCUUGCUCUCGCUCGUGCCAUGAUGUUCAAGGCCGAUAUUCUUCUUCUCGACGAACCGACCAACCACUUGGAUGUGCUCAACGUCACGUGGGUCGUCGACUAUCUCACUUCGCUCACACACUGCACAUCUAUCAUCGUCUCCCACGACUCGGACUUCCUCAACCGAACCAUCACCGAUGUCUUGCACUUGAACAACUUCAAAUUGAAGCGAUACCCCGGUAACCUCCAAACGUUUGUCGGGCACGUACCCGAGGCCCGCACAUACUUUCAGCUCGACGUAUCUGAUACGUACCAAUUCAAGCUGCCCAACCCCCCGAUCCUUGAUGGCGUCAAGACCAAAGAGAAAGCGCUGCUUAAAAUGCGUGAUGUGUCCUUCCAGUACCCUGGUUCAGCUGUCCAACAGCUGUACGACGUCUCGCUACAAGUCUCUCUCUCCUCACGUGUCGCCAUCCUUGGUCCUAACGGUUCCGGUAAAUCAACUCUGGUCAAGCUGUUGACCGGUGAGACUGAACCCAACAUCAAAGGAACGGUCUGGAAACAUCCCAACUUGGUCAUCGGCUAUGUCGCCCAACAUGCUUUCCAUCACAUUGAUAAUCAUCUCGACAAGACACCGCUCGAGUACAUGCUCUGGCGUUACCAAACUGGAGAGGACCUUGAAGAGAUGAACAAGGCCAACCGAAUCAUGAGCGAGGAGGAGAUGAAGAAGAUGAAGGAAGGAGCCAUGAUCCUCAAAGAGGGUGUGAAGCGGUUCAUUGAAGAGAUUGUGGCCAGGAAGAAGCUCAAGCAAUCUUACGAGUACGAGGUUUCGUUCAAGGGCAUGUCUUCCGCCGAGAACAUGUGGUUGCCUCGUGACGAGCUCAUCACUCGUGGUUUCGAGAAGAAGGUUAUGGAGCUUGAUGCGCGUGAAGCUCAACGACUCGGUCUCCUUCGUCCUCUCGUCCGACGUGAAAUAGAAAAACACUUUGAAGACUUUGGUCUGGAAGCCGAAUUUACAUCUCACAACACUAUGCGUGGUCUGUCUGGUGGUCAGAAGGUCAAGAUUGUUCUCGGUGCCGCCACAUGGCGUCGUCCCCACAUCAUCUGUUUGGAUGAACCUACCAAUUAUUUGGACAGAGAAUCACUCGCCGCUCUUAUCGCCGCUUUGAAAUCUUUCGAAGGUGGUGUGCUCAUUAUCACCCACAACCGAGAGUUCUCAGAAUCGAUUUGUUCCGAAGUGUGGGCCAUGCGUGACGGUCAUCUCGAAGCUUCAGGUCACAACUGGGUAGAAGGUCAAGGUUCCGGUGAACGUAUCGACAAGAAAGGGGGAGGAGAGGAAGAUGAGGUGCAGUAUGACGCUCUGGGUAACCCCAUCGCCGCCGUUAAGAAGGUACAAAAGAAGAGCGCUGCUGAAUUGCGGAAAGCCAAGAAGGACCGUAUGGCUCGACGAAAACGAGGAGAAGAGGUGUUUACGGAUGAGGAGUUGUAGGGGGGAGGGUUGAUAUUUACACACUCGAUGUAGACGUUUUAACGAUCAUCCAUGGCUUCUUCCCUUGACGAUCUCAUAGUCGAUGUAGAUUCCGUCUUUGUUGGCUGGUCCUCCCCCUCGGUUUCUUUAUUUAGAUUUCUGUUCGUAUCCCGACAUUCCUUUUCUCACGCAUCUGGUCUUUAAGCAUAUGACCAUGACUGUCAUUAGUUUUCUUUGUUCAUAUAGCGUUGAUGCAUCGUGUUAUUGCUUUCU
Messenger RNA from Tremella mesenterica DSM 1558, 3611 nucleotides. RefSeq lists its product as uncharacterized. The record is from RefSeq and is a predicted model, not a curated record. Bases 180 to 3359 code for a protein of 1059 amino acids. The transcript has 5 exons. Gene Ontology annotation, molecular function: ATP hydrolysis activity; translation elongation factor activity; ATP binding. Lineage: Eukaryota; Fungi; Basidiomycota; Tremellomycetes; Tremellales; Tremellaceae.